Molecule: messenger RNA, 1233 nt
Organism: Hermetia illucens (black soldier fly)
Lineage: Eukaryota; Metazoa; Arthropoda; Insecta; Diptera; Stratiomyidae
Product: putative odorant receptor 92a
Exons: 7
Coding region: 32-1189 (385 amino acids)
Biological process (GO): detection of chemical stimulus involved in sensory perception of smell; sensory perception of smell
Cellular component (GO): plasma membrane
Molecular function (GO): olfactory receptor activity; odorant binding
Source: RefSeq, a predicted model, not a curated record
CGGAAGUAUCAUUCGAGUGAAAAGCGUGGAAAUGGCGACUGACUCGGUGUCAAAAGAGCUCCGUGUUCAUUCUCUCAAGAUAAACGUCAUUGUGGCUCAAGUUUUUGGAGUUCCUUUGAUUCUUCGGGAGAACACCAAAUGCACCCGAUUUUUAGUGGUUUCCUAUUUCCUACUUUGUCUGAUUUUAUUCGAUAUUCUUUAUUUAUUUUGCGAAUUAUUUGAUUUGUUCUACGUUGGGAAUAAUAUUAAUGCGAUUGCCCAGAAUUUCUGUUUGACAAUAAGCCACUUUGGAGGAUGCUUGAAGUUCUUGAAUAUCAUGUACAGAUCCCAUGACUUGCAGUCCAUUAUCGAGGAAUUAAGGCGACUGCCGUCAGCGUAUAUGGUCAAACCAGACCAUGAUAACCUGUUGAGGAGUAGUGAGAAAGUAAACAUGCGGAUUGUGAAAAUAUACGUAUCAACUAUUGUUGUUACGUUUUUUGUGUCCUUCGGAACAUUGAUUCAAGAUCCAACUAUGGGAGGAAAGUUUUUCCCGUUCAGAGCAUUCCUUCCUGAUUUUCUACCACUGGCAGUUCGCAUCAUGUACUGGUCCUUUGGAGUCCUGAUAUUAGGGAUGCAAAUAAUGGUGGUUGACACCAUAAACAUAAAUUUAAUAAAUCAAGUUCGCUUUCACCUCAAGGUUCUUAACUCAAAUUUGCUGGACUUAGCAUCCAUGGAGGGUCUUGAUAAGGAUCCAUACAACGUUCUGGUCGAUUGCAUUAAGUAUCACAAAAUUAUUUUGGGGUUUAGAGAUGAAAUUGAAGAUAUUUUCAAAUACCCGCUGCUGGCGCAGUUUGUCAUAUCGAUCCUUACAAUUGUUGCAACCGGAUUUCAAGCGGUUGUUUUGUCAGAGGGUGUUCUGCUGAUAUAUUUCUACUGCAGCGGUCUUUCAGUUCAGUUGUUCUCCUAUUGCUGGUUCGCCAACCAAGUCAUGGAGGAGAACAAACUCUUAUUCAUAGCGGGAUAUAGUACAAACUGGGUCGAAUUUGGAACGCGAUACUCGAAAAUAUUACAAAUAUUCAUGAUUACUUCACAAAGGCCUCUCACUUUUACCCUCGGGGGAUUCUUCUCGCUUUCGCUGAAUACGUUUACGGUGAUAUUGAGCCGUUCAUAUUCAUGUAUAGCUGUAUUACGUCAAGUAUACGCAGAGUGAUUUGAAAAGGGUGGAGAUUAUUGGAAGAUAGAGGGAACAUGGCC